AUGGCUGCCCAGUGCACUCCCCUCCUGUUCCUUGCCUGUGUGUUGGCCCUGCCUGCCCCACAUCUCGCCACGAGCAUCCAAAGCCUGGCUCUCCUCAACCAGUCUCUCCCCGUGGCUGCUCCGAGGUCGUUAGUGAACGGUUGGCCCAAGGACUGCAGUGAGGUCCCUGCUGGCAGCCCCAGCGGCGUCUACAUCAUCCAGCCCACGGGGCUGCACACCAUCCUGGUGUACUGUGAGAUGAGUGAGGCGGACGGGGGCUGGACCGUGAUCCAGAGGAACCACAGAGACACACCAGUCACCUGGAACGAGUCCUGGAGCACCUACAAGCACGGCUUUGGGAAUGUGCACGGCGAGUUCUGGCUGGGCACCGAGAACAUCUACCAGAUCACCAGGCAGAAGGUCUACCAGGUCAGGUUUCUCAUCUGGGAUACUUCAAACAACAGGAGAUUUGCAGACUACAACCUGUUCAGCCUGGACGAUGAGUCCCAGGGCUACCGGCUGAGGCUGGGAGCACACUCGGGGACAGCAGAGGAUGCCAUGGCCAGGGGUACCACCACCAUGCACGACAACAUGAAGUUCUCCACUAAAGAUCAGGAUCAGGACACUUCCAGUGGGAACUGUGCUUCCAGCUCCGGGGGUGGGUGGUGGUACUCGUCGUGUUACUCCGUGAGGCUGAACAUCAGGGGGAGCAUCACAUGGGGCAGCCUGUGCAAUGGGAACUGCAGAGCCUCUGCCAUCCUCAUCAAACCCCUCACCUGCUAG
Messenger RNA from Neopelma chrysocephalum (saffron-crested tyrant-manakin), 762 nucleotides. RefSeq names its product fibrinogen-like protein 1-like protein. NCBI's taxonomy places the organism in Eukaryota, Metazoa, Chordata, Aves, Passeriformes, Pipridae. The record is from RefSeq and is a predicted model, not a curated record. The transcript is spliced from 3 exons. Bases 1 to 762 code for a protein of 253 amino acids.